CUGACAGAAUAUGCAAUUUUUUCAAUGCCAAUUUAUUUAUACGAAAGCAACAAAAUUUAAACCAUUAAUAAACUAAAUGCAUACUAAAAAGUAGACUUUUGAUCAUAUUAAAUAUUAAUAAAUUCAAAGUGAGUCGCAGGGACGUACGAUAUCAAGUAUGGGACGUGAAGUGUUCAAAAGAUGGACAAAAAACUUUUAUAAAGAAUUUGGAUAAUAAAGGCUCAAUAAACAUAUGCAAUGAAAAUGACAGCGUGAUAAGCAUCCUCGUGGAGGGAACGAGAAGGAUGCAGCUGGAAAAACUGUUGAGAGAUCGAGACAUAGCCUUCGUGGUGACGACCGCUGACACGGGAUCUAUGGGCGCACCCAGGCUGGGCAAGAACUUGGUCACUCGGAGUAUUAAGCAGAUGAAUAAAGAUCAAGUUAUGGACUGGCACAACUUUUAUCCCCUCCAUGUGAUAUACAGUUUCUUGUCGAGUCUAGAACAGCAGUAUCCUUCCAGGUGCACAGUACACUGUAUCGGUUAUACAGUGGAAGGUAGAGAAAUCAAGAUGCUGAAGAUAUCCUCCAGCCACGCCGGCAACUCGGGCGCGUGGCUGGACGGUGCCAUACACGCGCGCGAGUGGAUCAGUGCCGCGGUCGUCACGUACAUCGCUCAUCACCUCGCCACCCACUUCGAUGGACUGCCGGAGUCGGUGACUAAUAAGGAUUGGUACUUAGUCCCUGUCCUGAAUCCGGAUGGCUACGUCCACACGCACGUGAAUGAUCGGAUGUGGCGGAAGAACCGAGCUCGACACGAUAAUAAAAUAGUUGGAGUGGAUCUUAAUAGAAAUUUCGGGCCAUCAAUCAACAGCCGCGGUGAAGGGGCGUCGGUGGACCCCAACCACCUGAACUACCGCGGGCCCGCGCCGUUCUCCGAGCCAGAAACAGCAGCUUUGAGGGACACGAUCCUGAACUCGGUAGUUCCGUUCAAGCUGUUCCUGACGUUCCACGCGUUCAGCGAGGCGAUCGCGUUCCCGUGGGGCGCCACGCACGAGCCCUGCCCCGACUACGUGCCUCUGCUGGAGGGGGCCACCGUCAUGGCUAAGGCUAUAGAACAAACAUCAGGGCGACUGUACAAAGUAGGGGCCUUCAAGGAUAUAAUGUAUCGUGCAGAAGGGACGAGUAUCGACUGGAGCUAUGGCACGGCGUUCAUACCAUUCUCCUACCUCAUCGAGCUGAGAAGCAAGCAACAUAAGUUCUUAUUGCCAAACGACGAGAUAGAAGAAACUUGCAAAGAAAUUUUGAGUGGAGUCCUAGCUUUAGCCGAACAUGUUGAUAAACAAACCUGUGUUAAUUUAAAGUAAGUCAGUUAUGUGAUACCGUGUGGUACUGCUGGUGAAUAAAAAUCAUGUGAUAUUAUUUUGUGAAUAAACUUUAUUUUUGAAA
Messenger RNA from Plutella xylostella (diamondback moth), 1425 nucleotides. Its product is annotated as carboxypeptidase B. Gene Ontology annotation, biological process: proteolysis. NCBI's taxonomy places the organism in Eukaryota, Metazoa, Arthropoda, Insecta, Lepidoptera, Plutellidae. The record is from RefSeq and is a predicted model, not a curated record. Gene Ontology annotation, molecular function: zinc ion binding; metallocarboxypeptidase activity.